This is a messenger RNA of Leucoraja erinaceus (little skate), 5486 nucleotides long. RefSeq lists its product as uncharacterized. Lineage: Eukaryota; Metazoa; Chordata; Chondrichthyes; Rajiformes; Rajidae. The transcript has 3 exons. Gene Ontology annotation, biological process: regulation of systemic arterial blood pressure by endothelin; intracellular calcium ion homeostasis; regulation of vasoconstriction. Bases 80 to 466 code for a protein of 128 amino acids. The record is from RefSeq and is a predicted model, not a curated record. Gene Ontology annotation, molecular function: endothelin B receptor binding; hormone activity. Gene Ontology annotation, cellular component: extracellular region.
AGAGCAAUUCUGUGCAGGACAUCUGUGCUGCCAAGUCUCGACUCGUCCUUCUGACAACUUUUUUUUAUUUCUUGCGGAAAUGAAUGUCCUCAUCUUCUACGUGUUGGCGGUCACCUCGCAGUUGGCUCCGGGAGUGAGUUCCAAGCCGCCUGCUGGAGCCUCGGUGGAGUCCGAGAGAGCCAGCUAUCAGCAGUCGGAGCAGAUGCACCUACAUUCACGCCGAGAGAAGCGUUGCUCCUGCAGAAACAUGCAGGACACAGAGUGCGUCUACUUCUGCCACGUUGGCAUCGUCUGGGUCAAUACCCCAGGCCAAGUUGUUCCUUAUGGAUUGGGGAAUCCGCUGAUGCGCCGGAAACGGGAAUUAAGUCGAUGUUUAUGCACCAAGCGCAGCGACAAAGGGUGCCAGAGCUACUGUCGAUCCGCAACCAGACGCUAUGGUAUGGCUUACCACCGAGAGCAGUCAUAGACUAACACAGCACGGACAAAGGCACUUCGUUCCAACUCACCCAUGCCAUGGAGAUGUCCAUCUAAUCUAGCCUGUCUGCAUUUGACCCGCAUCGCUCCAAACAAUCCAUGUAUCAUCCAAAUGACUUUGAAAUGUUCUUAUUUUACCUGCCACAACUACUUCCUCUGGCAGCUCAUUCAGUUUAGUUUAUUGUCACGUGUACCAAGGUACAGUGAGAAGCUUAAUAAAUGCAUCCCCUCUCAACUUAAAUCUAUGCCCUCUACUUCAUGAUUCCCCUUCUCUGAGAUAAAAGGAUGUGUGCAUUUACCCCAACUUUGCCCCACUCUGGUCAGCCCCAUAUCUAUAUCUCAGACAUGUCUCAGGCACCAGUGAUGGCACCUGUUCUCUGCCACAUCCUCCUUCCCCUAUCCUAGCCUCAUCCUUUGGACAGACCCACAGCACACUAUUAUGGCACUUUAGCAGAGACCAGAUGAAGCAGCCUAACAACAAUCCCAACAUCCCUAUUGGACAAGGAACAAAAGGCCAACUAUUUCAUUGGCCUACCCCAUACAGUAUAAGAUCACUGUACCUCUGACUUCCGCUGUCAGCAUUGGUGAAAUCAGUUAGUUGAUCUUUGAACUUAGUCAUAUAAAGCAUAUGGCUCAGUCACUGCCUGUUCAAGCAUGGAAUGACAAACAGGAUAUCCAAGAGGCAUUCUGAUCUUGUCCCAUCAUUUAUUAGGUCGAGGUUGUGUUGAGUUGUGAUUCUACCCAUCUCUCAUAAUUCCGUAACCCUCAGAGUUAGAGAGUCAUUGAAACAGACCCUUCACAAACUGGUCUAUGCUGACUGAUGUUUAUCUACAUUAGUCCCAUUUGCCAGCGUUUAACAUCUUCCCCUCUAAACCUUUCCUGUUCACGUACAUGUCCAAAUGUAUUUUGAAUGUUGUUAUUGCACCUGCCUCAACUAUUUCUGGCAGCUCGAUCCAUAUAUCUACCACUCUUUGAAUGAACAAGGUGCCCCUUAACUUUUUAUUAAAUAUUUCGCCUCUCAUCUUAAACCGAUUCAAUCUAAUUCUUGAUUCUCCUACCCUGGGAAGAAGACUGUGUGCCUUCAACUGAUAUAUUCCCCUCAUGAUUGUAUAUACCUUCAUCAGGUCAUGCCUCAGCUCUGAGGAAUAAAAUCCUAGCCUGUCCAACCUCUCUCUGUAACUCAGUCCCUUGAUACUGGUACCAUUCUCGUAAAUCUUUUCUGCAUUCUUUCCAGCCUAACAUCAUUGCAUUGUGUCUCACCAGAUAUUUAGGUGAAAGGAUUUACAGAUUUAAACUUGCACCCAUUCCCCUACCCAUAUCACCACCACACCCACCACCCUGGGUGAAGAAGUGCUUGCCGACAUCAGCCCAACAUCAUACCCUGUCUCUAAUUUUAAGGUACUGCUCACUUGUUCUGGUUCCAUCCACUUACAAAUGACAAACUCAAUCUAGCAGACUUAUCAAUUGAAGGGCUUCCAUGGUACAAGCUUUGUGAAGCUGUAAUGCAACAAUUUUGGUCACGGGGUACACAAAAAUUCUGGUGAAACUCAGCGGGUGCAGCAGCAUCUAUGGAGCGAAGGAAAUAGGCAAUGUUUCGGGCCGAAACCCUUCUUCAGACUGAUGGGGGGUUCACAACUUCACAACUUACUCAGAAGAGAAAUCUGGGGUAAUCACGAAACUGAUAUAAUUUAGCAUCAAUAGACAAUAGACAAUAGGUGCAGGAGAAGGCCAUUCGGCCCUUCGAGCCAGCACCACCAUUCAAUGUGAUCAUGGCUGAUCAUCCACAAUCAGUACCCCCUUCCUGACUUCUGCCCCUAUCCCUCUGACUCCGCUAUUAUUCAUUAUUAAAAAUUCCAUUCAAUAGAAUGACCUUGCAAUCUCAUCCAAUUUUCUACACAAUUUUUUAUCCCUGAUUCCCAAAGUGUCUAUGAACCUGCGUACAAUCAGUAAUUCAAUAUAUAACUCCCUCAGUGGACCACAAAUUCACACUCCUAUGUCCUAAACUCCAGAGGAAUCACCUCCUUUUCCAUUUGCCUGUCAGCCUACUUCCAUAUCCUAUUUUUUCUCACAUAGUCAUCAACUUUCCUCUUAAAAGCAUUUACCCCCAAGCACUUUCAAUCUAGGAAGUUCUGCAUUCCACCAUUCUCUCCCUAUUUACCAAUGGACAUCACCAACCAUCUUGUUUUGAUUUUUCCCACAAAUGAAAAAAAAUUCUCUAUGUGCACGCAGGUAGGAUUGCAAAGCUCCUUCAGAUGGUAAGCUGUGAUUUAUUUAAUUCUUCCCGAUCAUAGCCAACUGCCUGCUCAGUGAAUCCCUUUCUUUGCAUUGCCUGCACUCCAAGUUGCUUGUGCUUUUAUAUCAUGACUGGAAACCAUUUUGUGUGAACUGCUUUACUUGUUGGGCUGCUUGUUGAGUUUACUGAGAAGUAGUAAGAGAAAAUGGGUGGGAGUUAAGGUUUUGUAGGUGAAAUGAGCCAUUUUAUCCCAGGUGUGAUAGUGACGCAUCAUUAAUAAUUUCCCUGGGGCCUACUUGCGAGGUCAUUCAGUUCAAGAAAUGUGUAAGUACUUCAGGAGCUUGCUGUUAUAGUGUUAAAAUGGAUGGGAUUUUCACAUUAACGCUGUGGCAUACCAUAUUGACAAAUACGAUAGGAAUGCUACUAAUGAAACAAGCCUAAAGGUGUUGCAAGAAAUAUUCUAUAACACUCUUUCAAAAAAUAUUCUGUCACUCUUUUGCCCCACCCCAGUUCCUGCACUUUUGUUUACCAGACUGUUUUAGGGAGAGAAUAAAAUUUGUUAAGAAAAUUCUGCCAACGGGCACUGGUGUGCCUCAUAUUUUGUGAACCAACAAAAUUGGCACAUUAACUGCAAGAGCUUCACUGGAGGUGAUUCCACCUUUCCUUCACUCCCCUCCAUAGCUAACGUUCACCUAACCUGUGCCCCAUUCCUGGAGUACAUCCGGAUUCAAAAUCAGUUUGAGGCAUGUUAUGGAUUUGAAACAUUCUCGGGCAGCUCAUUCCAUAUAGACACCAUCAUCUGUCUGAAAAACUUGCCCAUCAGAUCCUGUCAGAGAGGGGUGAGUUUUGUAGCGGAAUUAAAGGGGCAAUUUUUUAACGCAGGAUUGGUGGAUAUAUGGAAUGAGCUGUGAGAUGGAAUAACCCGAAGUGGUAGGUAUAAUUACAACUUUUUAUAAGACAUUUAGACAGGUUCAUAGUCAGAAAAGCUUGAGAGAGAUAUUGGCCAAAUGCAAGCAAAUGGGAUGAGCUUAGCAAGGCACCUUGCUCGAUAUGCAUGUUGAACCGAAGGGCCUGUUUCCGUGCUGUAUAAUUCUGUAACUCCAUGCCACUGUUCCCUUUGAAUUAUUCCCCUCUCAUCUGAACAUUCACCCUCUUGUUCUAGACUCCCUGACACUGGGAAAAAAAUAUUGUGACUAUUUAUCCUGUCUAUACCCCUUAUAAUUUCUUUAUAAAUUUCUAUUAAGUCUUACCACAGCCUCCUUCACUUCAGGGAAAAUAGUUCCAACCUAUACCUGUCUUGGACAGCAUGGAUGAAUUGGGCCGAAAGGCCUGUUUUCCCGAUGUAGAACAAUACUCUCCAGGGCCCAGUUGUGUAUGUCCUGGCCUGGUUUAGCUUCCCAAAAUGCAUCACUUCACAGUUAUCUGAGUUACAUUCUAUCUGCCAUUCAUUUGCCUACAUUCCCAGUUGAUCUGGAUCUUGUUGCAACCUUAGAUAACCCAAGAUAAAAUAUACAAUGUUUACAUCAUGCCCAUUUUAAAUUCCAUUCAUCAAUAUACCCUUGAAAUUCUUCUUGUGCUUCUUGUGCAUCCUUCAAUUGUUCUCAUAUUUCUGCCUCUGCAGCACUGUCUCGAUUCCCUGUUACAUGGCAUGUCCACCAACAGUGGGGUAAAUCAUGUGAGCUGUGCCAAUUCCCUGUCUCUGCAGUCACAGCUUCUGGAUCUUAUUCCUACUUCAGCAUGAUGGCUACUUUGCUGCAUGGGUGCUUGAGGUGUUUCUGGAUGUCUGACCUGCCUCUGUCCCCACAGAAAGAUGCUCAUGGGCCACUGUCCUUGCUGGCUGACCCCAAGCUCUCCUUGUCUUCUCCAGUAUAUCUAGUGGUGACGAGUCAAGGUGUUGGUGUUGUGCUUCGAGAACUCCAGACUGUCUAACUGUGUGCGGUGCCUGCACAGAUAGUGCCCAUCCUCCUCUGCCUGCUGCUUCCUUCCUCCAGGUGUGCACUGCCCAGAUAACACAUUCCUUCAUCUUCCUGGAUUUAGGUGGGCACUGAGCAGAAGGCUGAUGGCACGGGGCAUACGUCCCACUUGAAUCUUUUCUGUCUCUUGGCUCCUCAUUGGACUGGGCCUGACCUAACUGUUUUCAAUUGGCAGUUAUGUUACUCGGAUAGUAAUCCAGAGAUCUGGACGAACAACCAAGUGAUCUGAGUUGAAAUCCCACCACGGCAGCAGUAGAAUCUAAAUUUGGAUACUAAUGUGGAGUUUGGAAAGAAAAAUACCCAGCUCAUCUUAGUACUGAAGACCACAUAAACGACUAGAUUUUUUGUAAUAAUUCCAUUUGCUUCUCUCAUGAUCUCAGGAGAGAAAAUCUACAGCCCUUUCCCAGACUUACCUACACGUGACCCCAAACCCACUGAUACCGUAUGAUUGACUUUAAAUAGCCUAACAAGCAAUUCAGUUCAAGGGUGUUUAGGGAUGGGGAAAUAAAUGUUGACUUGCCAGUGACUCCCAGAUACCAAAACAUGAAUAAAGGGAGAAGUAUGUUGGGAUGAUAUGACCAGAACUUUUUGAAUGAAUAAUCUUUUAUUUUUAAAUUAAAUGUAUUCUUCUCUAAUUGCCACUGCUUGAAACAACUGCCCAAGUUCAGUGAUAUUAUGAAACACCUGUUUAUAAUGCAAACUUACUGAUUUUUGUACAAAUUCAUAUUUUUUUUCUGUUGUGCUUGUUUUACUAAGACAUAUUUGUAAUUGCUACUUGAAAUUGUUAUUAAAAUAUCUAUGUCUGU